Mangifera indica (mango) is the source of this 2417-nucleotide messenger RNA. Its product is annotated as probable serine/threonine-protein kinase At1g54610. The coding region runs from base 453 to 2156 and encodes 567 amino acids. The record is from RefSeq and is a predicted model, not a curated record. Gene Ontology annotation, biological process: positive regulation of transcription elongation by RNA polymerase II; protein phosphorylation. The transcript has 7 exons. Gene Ontology annotation, cellular component: cyclin-dependent protein kinase holoenzyme complex; nucleus. Gene Ontology annotation, molecular function: cyclin-dependent protein serine/threonine kinase activity; RNA polymerase II CTD heptapeptide repeat kinase activity; ATP binding. NCBI's taxonomy places the organism in Eukaryota, Viridiplantae, Streptophyta, Magnoliopsida, Sapindales, Anacardiaceae.
CUAUCACUUCUCUACUCUCUACACUAAAAAAGGGUCAAAAUUUAGAAAGAAGACAGAUCUACUCUCUCUUUCUCAACGUUGCUCACAAACAAAUCUACUUCAUUUUUUUUUUUUUCCCAAAUCCUCAAUCAAAAUCCAAAAGGCCCUGGAUUUGCUUUUUCCUUUUUUAUAAUGUGUGUGUUCAACACUACAAGCUCACAUUUUUCUUGACUCGGCUGCCCAACUUCAAAUCAUUACCCUCCUUUCUUUUUGUCUUUAAAAAGCUACUUCUUAGGUCAUCCUCCACUUCAAUCAUCCCAAUCGUCGAAUUAAUGUCUUUCUUCUUUUCUUCUUUCUGGGUUUUGCUUCUCUGAAUUAUUUUUUAAAUUUAUUAUGUGGGGUUGGUGGCAAAAGUGACAAAAAUGAUGUGAGCGAAGCGAUGACUGUGUUGCUGUUUUUGUGGGUUGAGAAAUAUGGGAUGUGUGUUUGGGCGAGAGGUUUCGGCGGCGGCGGCGGCGGCAGCCAAGUCCGUUGAGCGAAACGAGGGGGAAGUUGUUCGUCUUGAGAGGAAAGUAGUGGUAACGGAACGGGGUGAGAGUCAGAACGGUGUGAAUCGGAAAGAGAGGCAUAACGAAGAGGAAGGGACUGUGCGACUGAAGAGGGGAGAGAAACGACGGCCGAAUCCACGGCUGAGUAAUCCGCCGAAGAAUGUGCACGGUGAACAGUUGGCAGCUGGAUGGCCGUCAUGGCUUUCCGCGGUUGCCGGAGAAGCCAUCAGUGGCUGGACGCCACGCCGUGCAGAUACAUUUCAGAAGCUGGAUAAGAUUGGGCAAGGUACAUAUAGUAAUGUGUACAAAGCGAGGGAUACCUUGACUGGGCAAAUUGUGGCAUUGAAAAAGGUAAGGUUUGACAAUUUGGAGCCUGAGAGUGUGAAAUUCAUGGCUAGGGAGAUUUUGAUUUUGCGCCGAUUGGAUCAUCCGAAUGUUAUAAAAUUGGAAGGUUUAGUGACCUCGAGGAUGUCCUGUAGUUUGUAUCUUGUGUUUAAGUACAUGGAGCAUGAUUUGGCUGGUCUUGCUGCUAGCCCAGGAAUCAAGUUCACUGAGUCUCAGGUUAAGUGUUAUAUGCACCAGCUAUUAUCUGGGUUGGAACACUGUCACAACCACAAUGUGCUACAUCGUGAUAUUAAGGGAUCAAAUCUUCUUCUUGACAAUGAGGGAAUUCUUAAAAUUGCUGAUUUUGGAUUAGCAUCGUUUUUUGAUCCAAAUCACAAGCAACCGAUGACCAGUAGGGUUGUUACCCUAUGGUAUAGACCCCCUGAACUUCUUCUUGGUGCUACUGAUUAUGGUGUUGGUGUGGACCUUUGGAGCGCUGGGUGUAUUCUGGCUGAGUUAUUGGCUGGGAAGCCUAUCAUGCCCGGUCGCACUGAGGUGGAGCAACUACACAAGAUAUUUAAAUUAUGUGGCUCUCCUUCUGAAGAAUAUUGGAAGAAGUCAAGGUUGCCACAUGCCACUAUAUUUAAGCCUCAGCAAUCUUACAAAAGAUGCAUAGCAGAGACUUUUAAAGACUUUCCACCAUCAUCACUGCCCCUGAUUGAGACACUUCUUGCGAUUGAUCCAGCUGAACGUCAAACUGCUACUGCCGCAUUGAGGAGUGAAUUCUUCACAACCAAGCCUUAUGCCUGUGAGCCUUCUAGCCUUCCAAAAUAUCCUCCCAGCAAAGAGAUGGAUGCUAAACUACGGGAUGAAGAAGCUAGAAGGUUGAGAGCCACUGGAAAAGCUAAUGCUGAAAUGAAGAAAGCACGUUCACGUGAUCGAGCUGUAAGGGCAAUGCCUGCUCCAGAAGCCAAUGCUGAGCUUCAAGCCAAUCUUGAUAGGCGGCGACUAAUAACGCAUGCAAAUGCUAAGAGCAAGAGUGAGAAAUUUCCUCCUCCGCACCAAGACGGAACUCUUGGCUAUCCAAUGGGUUCCUCACACCACAUCGAUCCUGUGUUUGAUCCUCCUGAUGUUCCUUUUAGUUCCAUGAAUUUCUCAUAUGCAAAAGCACCUAUCCAGACAUGGUCUGGCCCUUUGGUGGACCCAGCAUCUGUGGGUGCACCUAGAAGAAAGAAACACACAGCAGGUGAUGGGCAUGCCAACUCAAAGUCAUCAAAGAAAGAUACAAAUUCUGGUCAAAUCUAGAAGAACAAAACAUUGUAAUAUAAUUUCUGGUUUUUGGUGAGAUUAUUCAUGAGGCUGCAAAAGCUGCUGAUCCGGUGUUUCAUAAAUCCAGACCCGGGGCAGCCAGUUAAAUUUUAAGGAGAGGUAAAAUAUCUUGUAUUCAUUUACUUAUCUAUCUUGUUCUAUUUUUUCCUUUUGAUAUGGUGAAAGCUUUCCUAGCAGUGUAUAUGUUUACAUUUAUAAUAAAACUAUAUACAUUUAUAAUUAAAACCAAUUGGAAUA